CGUAGGAUUUCUUUGGAAAAUUUCACACAAAAUUUCCAACAUUUCCUUUCAUAUUAAAUUUCUUUUUUUUUUUUCAGAUCUUUAUUCUAAACAUCAUGCAUCGUAUUGAUAUAACAGUGCAUCCUGGGACACAAAUUUUCCAUUAUGUUUGCCCUGUCACAUUCGCUGUAAUUAAUGGCGAUAAAACAGGAUUGGAAUGUUUACUACGCUAUGGUUACCAAGUUAAUGAUUACAGAAGCGAACUUUUUAACAAAUAUAUUUGCAAAUCAUUCAUUUUUGACUGCAAUCUGGGUUACAACGAGAUGCCAAGAAAAGACGAGACAUUAUGUUGCAAUUUUCUACGUUAUACGUACGAUGACGUUCCUGCUCAUCAUUUCACUGCAAAUAAAUGUAAUGAAAAUUCGUCAGAUGAUGAGAACUUUGAAACGCAGUCAUCCAGAAAGUACAUUAUUAACGAAGUUAUUAUAUUUCUUUUGAUGUUUGCUACACGGAACUCGCCACAACAGAGAUCAGACAUGGUUGAUUGUUUCUUUCUAUGUUGGAGAGCUCGGCCAACACCAUAUGUGCGACUGCAUGAAAUAACCCAUACUAUCUCUGAAGAAGUAAAAAGUUCCUUUUGUCGCAAAAAGUGCUGGAAGAAGGUGCUUAAGCAUUGCCAGCAGUAUAGUUGUAUAUUUAAAAAUAUAUCGGAGGGUCCUGUGAUGCCCAGAACACUGAAACACUUGAGCAGAUGUGCUGUUAGGGUAGCGCUUGCAAAGUCCUACGCCUGGCAUUCAGGAAUCAAUAAGUUAGAUAUUCCUUUUCAUCUCAAAUCAUACUUGCGUCUAGAGAUAUAAUUAAAAUUAACAGCUUAACUUACUUGAAACUUUGCAUUAAAGUUUUCAGCGUUUAUGAUCUUUCGAAAAGUUCACAUUUCUGAUUGUUAUUGGUUAGGUUUGCUUUAAAUUCCUCUCAUACUAUAUUUUGAAUUUUUCGUCGCUACUUAUGUUUAUUUAUACAAACAGUUCAAAAUUUAUGUGUGAUUAUUAUUUUACGAAACGUACGUAUG
Molecule: messenger RNA, 1048 nt
Organism: Stegodyphus dumicola
Lineage: Eukaryota; Metazoa; Arthropoda; Arachnida; Araneae; Eresidae
Biological process (GO): intracellular signal transduction
Source: RefSeq, a predicted model, not a curated record